AUGGGGAGCGAAGAAGGAGGCGAUGGGAUGGCAAACGUGGAUGCCGGCGCUUCAUGGCAGCCGUAUUACACCUGGUGCGCCCCUUACGCCCACCCUCAACAGCAUCCCCAUCCCUCGUCCCAUCCCCAUACACCCUAUCCCCAUCAUCAUCCGAGCCACGUUAAUCAUCAGUAUCCAGGGGACCAGUAUCAGCAACAACCACCGGACGCCCCGUCGACAGCGAACGCUACCGCCCAUUAUUCCAGCUCGCAACAGUAUCAGCUGCAGCUGCAACACGGCCAGACGCCGCCCCUGCACCAGCAACAACAAUACCACCCUGUUAGAGGGCAGAACGGGCCGAGGAGAGCCGCUCCUUACGACCGACCAGGUGACCCCAUGAUAACAUCCUCUCUGAAGGGGAAAGAAGAGAAGAAAGACGCAGACGGAGAGUUAUGGGGCAACGUGGAAGCGCAGGCCGCCUUCCUCGGCCCGAACCUAUGGGACAAAACUCUGCCCUAUGAUGCCGACCUGAAGUACGUGGAUCUCGACGAGUUCCUCUCCGAAAAUGGGAUCCCGGCGGACGGUGUGGCCGGCAGCGGCGGUCAGGGCACCACACAGAGCGGGCAGCUGCACAAGAUCAACAACACCGAGGCGCCGGGUCAUCAGGGACCCGCGGGUGUCCACCUCGAACCAGUCACCAAACGCGAGAGAUCACCGUCGCCGAGCGAGUGUUGCUCGCCAGAUACCAUGAACCCCCCCUCGCCCGCGGACUCGACGCUCUCGAUGGCCUCAUCGGGCCGAGACUUCGAUCCGCGCACCCGGGCCUUCUCCGAUGAGGAGCUCAAACCCCAACCGAUGAUCAAGAAAUCACGGAAGCAGUUCGUUCCGGAUGACCUGAAGGAUGACAAAUACUGGGCGCGUCGUAGGAAGAAUAAUAUGGCAGCGAAACGAUCGCGGGACGCGCGCCGCAUGAAGGAGAACCAGAUCGCGCUCAGGGCCGGCUUCCUCGAGAAAGAAAACAUGGGCCUACGGCAGGAACUGGACCGGUUAAAGAACGAGAACAUGCUGCUACGCGACGAACUGAGCAAAUACACGGAGGUCUAACAGGCGGCGUCGAGCGAGCAAAGCAACGGCUCGUGCCGGGCCCGCUGAAAUGGACGCGGACACCACGAGCGUUUGUUACGCCAGCUCAUCCCGCACUUAUAGUCGCAGCACUUAGGGUAUAUCGCCAGUCCGGAAGAAAGAAAAGAAAAAAAACAGGAGCUAAACGACAGAAAGGGAAAAGGGAACGGAGCGCGCCGAAUUGCGAGACCAUCCUCCGACAAAUUGCAACCAGAGCCCCAACUUUUCCUAGAGGAUCCCGAAGAUUGUCCUUCGAGAAGUUCUGCUAUUCAUCGAUUCUCUCUCUCUCUAUCUCACAUAUACACACACAAACGAUACACACACACACGCGCAGACACGUCCUUCUUGAACCCCUAACCCCCUGUGCUCCCUUCCAAGGAGAAGUGCUCCUUAAUCCCCGUCCUCGCCCACCAAUCCCCUCAACAACAAAAAAGUGUACAUAGAUUAUAUGUAUAGUUAGAUUAUAUAUAUGUAUACACGCAUAUACAUACACGGCCCCGUGUGUAUGUGUGCACUCCCAGCUGUCUGUAAGUGUGUGUGAGUCUGUACGCGCGUGGUACAGCGCCCCCUGUA
Molecule: messenger RNA, 1674 nt
Organism: Dufourea novaeangliae
Lineage: Eukaryota; Metazoa; Arthropoda; Insecta; Hymenoptera; Halictidae
Gene: Pdp1
Product: thyrotroph embryonic factor
Exons: 7
Coding region: 1-1083 (360 amino acids)
Biological process (GO): regulation of transcription by RNA polymerase II
Cellular component (GO): nucleus
Molecular function (GO): RNA polymerase II cis-regulatory region sequence-specific DNA binding; DNA-binding transcription factor activity, RNA polymerase II-specific
Source: RefSeq, a predicted model, not a curated record